Molecule: messenger RNA, 1002 nt
Organism: Phytomonas sp. EM1
Lineage: Eukaryota; Euglenozoa; Kinetoplastea; Trypanosomatida; Trypanosomatidae
Source: the annotation of a GenBank genome assembly
AUGUUCGCUUUGUAUCGUCGGCGAUGGCUCCUUGCCCCGAGUAGGGACCCCUUCAAGGUGCUCGGGCUUAACCGAUCGGUUACCAAAGUAGAUGUGAAAAUGAAGUACCGUGAGCUCGCGCGCGUGUACCAUCCCGAUUCCGAAACCGGUGACAGCAAAAAGAUGGAGGAGAUCAACCAGGCGUAUAAGCUGCUCAUGAAGGAGGGGGGGUUCGAGCGGCUUCACCUGCCCGCGAAUUCGACCGGUGGUGGGAGGGCAGCAGGGAUCCCAUCGGAGGAGCGUCGCCGCCGUGCCGCCGCGAUGGGGGCGCCGUAUACCGCGGAGCAGCAGGCGGAAGGGGGCGCUGCGUCCUCCACCUUUGAAAGGGCAACAAAUUCCGAUGGCGGCGUGCUUUCGGAUGAGGAGGUAGCAAAGCUCAGCGCGCUCGAUCCCACCACGGAGCGGUGCACCGCCUCGGGGAAGUAUCUCUACCAAAAUCGCGAUGACCACAGCUGGGUUGAGCUGGAUCGGCCCCUAUACAAGGCGGAGCAACCUCGCUAUAGGUCAUUCGGCACCGAUGCAAACAUCUUUGAGGAGAUGCGUCGGCGUGCGAUUGAGAAGGAAAAGGAACAAAACGAGAAGACGGCAUUCCAGCGUGCGGCUGAUCGUCUUACCGAUAGUGCGGAUUUGCCAACGCGAAAUCCACGGCUAGUCGUGCUUUACUUAUGUGCGUUGCUCGUCGUGGUAUAUAUUAUGUGUGAAAAGACCUUUGCACGCACAAAGCAUCAAAGAAAUCGAACGAUUUUCUAUGAUGAUCUUGAGGCGCAGAGGGCUCAAAUGGCGUGGCCCUAUGAGAAAUACAAAGAUGGAGUAGAGCUGUCUGUCGCCGCGGCGGCUAUUAUCUUUUUAGCUGCUAGCAAGGGGAGGACGGCGGCGGAUCCCAUUCAGACCUCCGCUCCGGAGGUCUACUUCCACGCUGUGCGCCCGCCAAAUAGUCAUUUUCACGUCAUAUCGGGUGUUUGA